Molecule: messenger RNA, 1815 nt
Organism: Lytechinus variegatus (green sea urchin)
Lineage: Eukaryota; Metazoa; Echinodermata; Echinoidea; Temnopleuroida; Toxopneustidae
Product: NADH dehydrogenase [ubiquinone] iron-sulfur protein 2, mitochondrial-like
Exons: 12
Coding region: 28-1425 (465 amino acids)
Biological process (GO): mitochondrial electron transport, NADH to ubiquinone
Molecular function (GO): NAD binding; quinone binding; NADH dehydrogenase (ubiquinone) activity
Source: RefSeq, a predicted model, not a curated record
CCGAUCACCACUUCGGCAAUUUCCAACAUGGCGUCACUUCUGGGACGAGCGUCGCACAAAUUGGCGUCAAAUCUCAGAAACGUUCUUACAAAUCCUGCUUUGAGCAGAACACCAGUUGUAUCUUCGACAAGAGGUAAACAAUGGCAGCCGGAGGUGAAGGACAUCGAGCAGUAUUCUAAGGCUGUGAUGUACCCCGAUGAAAACACUGCCAAAUGGCCAUCGCCACCAUGGGACGAUCGAGAUCCUGUAGCAGAGAAAGAUGUUGCCAAUUUAGUGAUCAAUUUUGGUCCUCAGCAUCCUGCUGCUCAUGGUGUGCUUCGUCUUGUUCUGGAAUUGAGUGGAGAGAGCAUAGUCCGCUGUGACCCCCACAUCGGUCUCCUUCACCGUGGCACGGAGAAACUGAUUGAAUACAAGACUUAUAUGCAGGCCUUGCCUUACUUCGAUCGUCUCGACUACUGCUCCAUGAUGUGCAAUGAGCAAGCCUACUCCCUCGCCGUUGAGAAGAUGCUGAAUAUCACCGUCCCCGAGAGGGCUAAAUACAUCAGGAUCAUGAUGAGUGAGCUGACCAGAAUUGCCAAUCACAUCAUGGCCGUGGGAACUCAUGCCCUGGACAUUGGAGCCAUGACCCCUUUCUUCUGGCUUUUCGAGGAGAGAGAGAAGACCUUUGAGUUGUAUGAACGUGUAUGUGGAGCUCGUAUGCAUGCAGCGUACGUCAGGCCUGGCGGCGUCUCGCAGGACCUCCCUCUAGGCUAUCUAGAUGACAUGUACGAUUUCAUCAAGAACUUCUCGAUACGUAUUGAUGAGCUGGAGGAGAUGUUGACGAACAAUCGCAUCUGGAAAGACCGUACCGUUGACAUUGGUGUGGUAACGGCCGAGGAUGCCCUCAACUACGGAUUCAGCGGGGUUCUGCUGCGUGGAUCCGGUAUCAAGUGGGACUUGAGGAAGGUCCAGCCGUAUGACGGCUACGAGAAGAUGAACUUUGACAUCCCUAUAGGAUCCAAGGGAGACUGCUACGACAGGUAUCUUUGCCGAGUAGAGGAGAUGAGACAGAGUCUUAGGAUUGUCCACCAGUGUCUGAAUGAGAUGCCAGAAGGCGAGAUUAAGGUGGAUGAUAAUAAGAUUAGUCCACCAAGCAGAGCUGAGAUGAAGGACUCUAUGGAAUCCCUAAUCCAUCAUUUCAAGCAUUUCACUCAAGGUUUCCAAGUUCCUCCAGGAGCAACAUACACUGCCAUUGAAGCACCAAAGGGUGAGUUUGGUGUUUACAUGGUUUCCGACGGCUCCAGCAAGCCCUACCGGUGUAAGAUCCGCGCUCCCGGAUUCCUCCAUCUCGCCGGACUCGACAAAGUGUGCAAGGGUCACAUGUUGGCCGAUGUCGUAGCGAUCAUCGGUACACUGGAUGUUGUGUUUGGAGAGGUGGACAGAUAGACCUACCCGCAUAUCUUCAGACCGUCACAUACUCAUCAAUUCAAGUAAUCUUCGGGGAGGGUGGGGGGGGGGGGUUAGAUAUGAUUACAAAAUCCACAAGUUUUCCUGAAGAGAUUAUUUUAUCUAUAUCUACCGAAAAUACCCAUCUUCAACUGAUAGUACAAGUGGGUCUGUCCAAAAUCAUAUCACAGUUACAGCGAAAGCUGUAUUUAAAGACAGUUGUUUGUUUUUUCGGACCGGAUCCUUUAAUACAUGUACUUGAUUCAGUGAGGAAUUCUAUUCUUGGGAAAUGGUCUUUCCACAGGUGAUCCAUCUACAUGAAAAAAAAUGAAAAUCCAUGAUUUAUCGUUCGAAAUAGACAUAAAAUUAAAUACUCCAAAAAUUUGCUUU